This is a messenger RNA of Diabrotica virgifera virgifera (western corn rootworm), 1371 nucleotides long. RefSeq lists its product as uncharacterized. The record is from RefSeq and is a predicted model, not a curated record. NCBI's taxonomy places the organism in Eukaryota, Metazoa, Arthropoda, Insecta, Coleoptera, Chrysomelidae. The transcript has 3 exons. Bases 1 to 1371 code for a protein of 456 amino acids.
AUGCCACCAAAACGAAAAGGAGGACAAGAAAAAAAACUAGAAAGGGAGAAAAAAAAAGAGAUUUAUUCUGUUCCUUCAACUUCAUGGGUAGAAAGUGAUAUUAACACGGAAAAACAAGAGCAAGAGCAAAAAUCCGAAGAAAAUUUACCGGUUUCAGAAACUAAAUUUGAAACUGAGUUAAAGCUGUCAGAAGACUCGGACGACGACAUAGAGACAAGUGAUGAAAGCGAUAGUGAAGCUAAUGUAAAAAAGGCACUUAAAGACGAAGAGGCGCUACUAAAGCUGGGACAGCCGGAAGAGACAGAAUCUGGCAAUUUCUUCGACCGUCCCGAUCCCAAUAAAUUACAGCUAUUUUUUGAAUUCCAUCCAAAGGUACCUGUCGCACAAAAAGAUGUACCUUUCAAUGUGGAAAAAGCGUUUACGCGUAAUAAUAAAACAAAAAGGAAAUGGUUGAGCUAUAGUGAAGAAAGAAAGGCACUUUUCUGCACAAUUUGUCUUGCUUAUUCAGUUGAGAGUAAUAAAGAUCAAAGUUCUGCUUUUGCAAGAGGUAUGUCUGAUUGGAAACAUGUAUAUCAGCGAAUAAAUGAGCAUGAAAGUUCAAUCAGUCAUGGAAAAAACUGCGAAACAUAUUUCAUGUAUAUUAAAAAUCAAACAAUUGAAAAAAUACUUUUUGGAAACGUUGUUGAAAUGAGAAAUAAAAAAGUUGCAAGCAAUCGGCACGUUUUGGAUGUUAUUAUUGAUGUUAUAAAACUAAUUGGCAAACGAGGACUUUCUUAUCGGGGCACAGCAAAUGAAGCUGCAUACAAUCUAGAAAAUGAAAACCUAGAUCAUGGUAAUUUUUUGGAAAUAAUCUUACUUUUAUCGAAAUUUGAUGUUAUUUUGAAGAAACAUUUGGACGCCAUUGUUAAAAAAAGCAAAAGUUAUCACAAUAGAAAAAUCAAACGUCGAGCUGGAAAUUUCUACACAUUUUUGUCAAAAACUACUGUAAAUUCAAUCAUUGUCAUAAUCACAGAAAUUAUUCUAAAGAAGAUUUCUUCAGAGAUACAGACUGCCACUAUGUUCUCUAUAGAAAUAGACAGCACUCAAGAUAUUUCAGUAACAGACCAAUGUUCAGUUGUAACAAGGUAUGUUUACAACGGAACAAUUCACGAACGCCUUCUUGCAGUUGUUCCUUGUCACAAUUCAACAGGGAAGGGAUUUCAUACCAUGAUUCAUGACAUACUGGUAAAAAAUGGUUUGGAUGAAAAAAUUGUAUUGCUGACUCUACUGAUGGGGCGGCUAAUAUGCAAGGGAGAUAUUCGGGAUUCUCCAGUUUCAUGGUCCAGGAAAAUUCAAAUCAUGUUCAUGUUUGGUGUUAUGCGCAUAUUUUAA